Magnolia sinica is the source of this 2816-nucleotide messenger RNA. Its product is annotated as protein NRT1/ PTR FAMILY 7.3-like. Gene Ontology annotation, biological process: transmembrane transport. The record is from RefSeq and is a predicted model, not a curated record. The coding region runs from base 819 to 2678 and encodes 619 amino acids. NCBI's taxonomy places the organism in Eukaryota, Viridiplantae, Streptophyta, Magnoliopsida, Magnoliales, Magnoliaceae. Gene Ontology annotation, cellular component: membrane. The transcript has 5 exons. Gene Ontology annotation, molecular function: transmembrane transporter activity.
AGCCUUGUAGAAUGUUCGAUUGCCAAACCUAAAUGCUUUUAAUUUUACCAACCAUUCAAUACCGGCAGUAAAUGCUUGCUUCAAAAACAAUAGUUUUUUUUGGCACACAACCUUUUUCAUUUUGUAUAAAGGAAAAAAAAAAAUACUUAUAUAGGAUUAUAAUCUAAUAUUAAAUGCCCAGGAACCACAACUUGUGGUACCUUACCAUCUUUCCCACUAACAUGCUACUUUAUGUAGAUAAUCAUUAUCAUGAAAAUGGUGGGGCCCACCAUGAAAAUCGACUCAGACAAAAAUCAGACCAUUCUGAUCGUCCUAAUUUUUUAACUCGUUAGUGCUCAGAAUAUUAGUUAAUAGAGGGCUUCAUUCCUCAAUUUUUUGAAAUUUUUUUCUAUUUUUUCUGGAUACUGAUUUUUUUAAGAAGGCCAAAACGAUGUCCGAUGUAAAAGUGAGACAAUGACAGCUGCUUUGCGGCUUGUGUUACAAGUUUAGCUUAAGAAAUGUCAAAAAUGCAAAUAUUUCAUUUCAUUUUAUUUUGAAGAUGUAGUUGUCCUCAUUAACAAAAAAGCAUUGCUUCGAAAAACUCCAUGCAACCACCUUAAGUGAAAGUAAAAGUGCCGAUUACCAAAGACAAACUCUACUAAUUUUAGUUCCCACCCAAGCAUUGCAUGGAAUUUCCAUUCUCCACUGAAAUAUCCUCAUGUUGUAUAUAUUCACCCUCAGUACUCAAAUCAUUCUCAGCUCCCCCACCUUCUCCUUUUUGAGCUUUCAAAUUAUUCUUAUGAAAUUUUUAUUUUUAUUUUUUUUAAUUCCAUGACUAAAUGUUAGAAGAUCAUUUAAGUGCAUCAACAUCAGAUUCAAUGGUGGAGAAAGGAUGUGCACAUGAGAAAGAUGAUGAUGAAGCUUAUACUCAAGAUGGGUCGAUGGAUCGUCAUGGGCAGCCUUCAAUCAAAGGAAAGACGGGAGGGUGGGGCAUCGGGAUUCUGCUACUUGUGAAUCAAGGACUGGCUACUCUUGCAUUUUUUGGAGUUGGAGUGAAUUUGGUGCUGUUCUUGACCAAAGUUCUAAAACAAGACAACGCUCAGGCUGCAAACAAUGUGAGCAAAUGGACAGGGACCACAUAUGCCUUCUCUCUGGUUGGUGCCUUUGCAAGUGACUCCUGUUGGGGAAGAUACAAGACCUGUGCCAUAUUUCAAGUCAUCUUCGUUCUAGGUUUGGUGCUGCUAUCCUUAUCAUCUUACCUUUUCCUACUGAGACCAUGUAUCCCAGGCGAUGGAGAUCCUCAGUGUGUGCCACCUACUGCCAUAGAGAUAGCAGUAUUCUACCUCUGCAUCUACCAAAUUGCUUUAGGGAAUGGGGGCUACCAGCCAUCCAUUACCACAUUUGGGGCAGACCAGUUCGAUGAUGAGGACCCAAAGGAAGGGCUCUCAAAAGUUGCCUUCUUUAGCUAUUUUUACUUGGCUAUGAACCUGGGGUCCCUCAUUUCAAACACGGCUUUGGUAUAUGUGGAAGAUGAAGGGAAGUGGGUCCUAGGGUUUUGGACUUCUGCAGGGGCUGCAUUUGUGGCAUUGGUCUUGUUUCUUGGUGGGACCCCAAGGUAUAGGCACUUCAAACCAGGCGGCAACCCUUUACCUAGGGUUUGCCAGGUAGCCGUCGCAGCAGUGAAGAAAUGGACAGUUGAGAUGCCACCAUGUGGAGAGGACCUCUACGAAGUGGAUGGAAAGGAAUAUGUGAUCAAUGGAAGUAGAAGGAUACUCCAUACCCAACAAUUCAGGUUCUUGGACAGAGCAGCAGUGAUCACUACUAAGGAUUUCAGCCUACAAGACCAAGCUCUUGCUCCAGACCCCUGGUGCCUAUGCACAAUAACGCAAGUGGAAGAAGUGAAAUGCAUACUAAGACUCAUCCCCAUUUGGCUCUGCACCAUAAUCUACUCAGUGGUAUACACACAGAUGGCUUCUGUCUUUGUUGAACAAGGAGCCACCAUGAAGACUGCCAUCUCGACCUUCCACAUCCCUCCAGCGAGUAUGUCCAUCUUCGAAAUACUUGGGGUGGCAUGUUUCGUUCUUCUCAAUAAACCAUAUAUUGUCCCUCUCUUCUGCCAACUGCAAAAGACAAACCUCAGAGCCCCUGCAGAGCUUCAAAGAAUGGGAGUUGGGCUCAUCAUCUCAGCAAUGGCGAUGGUUUCUGCUGGAAUUGUGGAGCUCCAGAGGCUAAAAUAUGCUGAUGUAGGUUGUAAUGACUGCGAGGACGCUAGCUCUCUAAGUAUUCUAUGGCAGAUUCCUCAGUAUCUAUUGGUCGGAGCUUCUGAGGUGUUUAUGUAUGUGGGUCAGUUGGAGUUCUUCAACAGGCAGGCCCCAGUGGGGCUAAAGAGCUUUGGGAGUGCGCUAUGCAUGACAUCCAUGUCCCUGGGGAACUAUGUGAGUAGCUUGCUGGUGACGAUAGUCAUGGACAUAACCACAAGAGAUGACCAGCCCGGUUGGAUACCUGAAAACCUCAACAAGGGUCACAUGGAGAGGUUUUACUUCUUGCUCGCAGCUCUGACAGGCAUUGACUUUAUUGUUUACAUGUUAUGUGCAAAGUGGUACAAAUGCAUCUCGUUUGAAGGGAAAUGUGGAGCCAGAGAAGUCAGUCAUGAUACCAAUUCGCUUAAAGAAUCUAGUAGUGGCCUAGUGGGUGAAUGAAUUUGGGUAGGUUAUUAAGCAAGAUGUGUAGCAGUAAGCCUAUGAACUGUAUUAACAUGGGUAGGUGAAGUAAGAUACAGGGUGAAGACACUUGUAGAAAAUGUUGAAAUAAAGGACAAUGACAACCCAUCUUUUAAA